AUGACCCACCCCCGUCUCCUCCUCCUCGACUUCGACGGCACCAUAACCCAAGACGACUCCCUCGCCUCCCUCAUCGCCCUCGCCAUCGAAGCCCUCCCCUCAUACCUUUCCCCAUCCCCCUCAUCAUCCCCUCCCCAUCAACAAAACCCUCCCUCUCCACCCACCACCAUCACCACCCCACCCCACAAAGACAAACCCGCCCUCACCUCCCUCUGGACCGCCAUCGUCCACGACUACCUCGCCGCGCACGCCGCCCACCGCGCGUCCUACCGGCCCGCUGCCGAGGAACGGGCCACGCUGGCGGCGGAGCUGGCCUUUCUGGAGAGCGUGGCGCCCGUGGAGCAGGCGUCGGUCAGGCGGGUGGGUGAGGCCGGGUUCUUUAGGGGGUUGGGGGAGGGGCGGUUGGAGGAGGUCGGGAGGAGGGCGGUCAGGUUGGGGUGUCAGGGGGGUGAAACUGAAGGGGGGGUGAGGGUGAGAAAGGGGUUGGGGGAGUUUUUGGGGAGGUUUGGUGGUGGUGGUGGUGGUAAUGAUGACGGGAAGGGGUGGGAUGUGGCGGUGGUGAGUGUCAACUGGUCGGGGGCGUUUAUUAAAGGGGUUGUGGAGGCUGCGGGUGGGAAUGGAGGCAUUCGGAGGGUGGUUGCGAAUGGGAUUGGGUUUCCGGGUGGCAUGAUUGAGGGGCCGCCGGAGCUGGGCAAGGAGCCGCUCGUCACGGCGGGGGAUAAACUGCGGGCGAUGAAGUCGGCGAAGAGUGGUUUGGAGGGGGAAAAGGUCGUGUAUUUUGGGGAUUCGGCGACGGAUUUGGCGUGUUUGGUGGCAGCAGACUUGGGAGUGGUCAUGGCGGAUGACGGGGAAACUAAGCUAUUAAAAAUACUGGCGAGGAUAGGGUUUGAGGUGCCGCAUGUGCAAGAGGCUGCGGAAAGUGACCAGUUGGUUUGGGGAAGAGACUUUGAGGAGGUUCUCCAGAGCGGUGUGAUGGAGAGGAUAUAA
Messenger RNA from Chaetomium globosum CBS 148.51, 987 nucleotides. RefSeq lists its product as uncharacterized. Bases 1 to 987 code for a protein of 328 amino acids. The transcript has a single exon. The record is from RefSeq and is a predicted model, not a curated record. Lineage: Eukaryota; Fungi; Ascomycota; Sordariomycetes; Sordariales; Chaetomiaceae.